AUGAGACUUAUCAAAUUGGAUGUCAAACUUCAAAACACAUUAUUUUGGGACAUCAAAACCCGGCUAACCAGGUCAUUGACCACAAUCGAGUGGAUUGAUACUAACGCUAGGGUUUACUCCAAAGAUACCAUUGAUUUGCUUUACAGCACAUAUGACUAUGAAUUCCGGAUUUUACCUAAAAUCUGUACUAUCUCUAUCAAAGGUAUCUCAGCUGGUGUGUUAGGAAUGGAGUUUCAAGAUUGA
Molecule: messenger RNA, 243 nt
Organism: Melampsora larici-populina 98AG31
Lineage: Eukaryota; Fungi; Basidiomycota; Pucciniomycetes; Pucciniales; Melampsoraceae
Exons: 1
Coding region: 1-243 (80 amino acids)
Biological process (GO): mRNA splicing, via spliceosome; spliceosomal tri-snRNP complex assembly
Cellular component (GO): U5 snRNP; catalytic step 2 spliceosome
Molecular function (GO): U5 snRNA binding; U1 snRNA binding; U6 snRNA binding
Source: RefSeq, a predicted model, not a curated record